UAAAUCGCUCUUACAAGAUUGAAAAAAAGAGUUGCAAAAUAAGUUGUCAAAUAAAAAAUUGAGUUACAAGUUUCAAUUUUUAGUGUGGUUGUUGAACUGACCCCUCUAUUUUAUCUCUUUACAUUUUCACACCCAAAGUCUUUUAUAUUAUUACAUAUCUUCCCCAUAAAUGGUCUUCAAAGUCUCCCAUUUGCUUCUCUUUUUACUAUUUGGGUCUCUCUCACUUUCUCUCUCUCUCUCAAUAUUGUUUCAGACGAAAAAUGUCACGAAGAGCAUGCAAACGAGUAAGUUUUUGUCCGAACCUAGAAGCCACAGAGGAACCCAUAUUCUCAAAACAUCACGACCGGAGAAAGGUGGUCCUGAUCGGCUUUCUCAGCUGCGGUCUAAGGAGCUCGCCUGCCGCGAGGAAGCUGAUGCAACGUAUCGGAGCUAGCUUCGCCAGAACACUGCGUUCUAUGUCCUUCGGGAGGAAUAAGACUGACAAAACGUCGUCCUCGUUCUUGCUGUUUUCGUCGUCUGCUUCUUCUUCAUCUUCUAUUUAUAUGAAAAGGUCAAAGUCUCUAGCUGAGUCGGAGUCUCACAGAGCAGAAGCUAUUGAAGACUGCAUUCAGUUCUUGAACUCUUCUUUUUCUCUGACAAGAUCAAACUCUGUCCCAACGUGGACUUCUUGAUCUGACCCGGUUCGGAUUCAAGGUCGGGUCAUUUUUAUGCUGUUUAAUUUUUAAAGAGAGUUUAGAAUUAAGAAUUGUGCAUUGUACAGGUGUGUUUUAUUUAUUUGUGUCUUUACAAUUCACAAAAAAAAAAAAAAAGAUUGCGAGUUUUGACUAGAAAACAAUAAUUGUUGAUCAUA
Messenger RNA from Raphanus sativus (radish), 850 nucleotides. Its product is annotated as josephin-like protein. The record is from RefSeq and is a predicted model, not a curated record. Lineage: Eukaryota; Viridiplantae; Streptophyta; Magnoliopsida; Brassicales; Brassicaceae. The transcript has a single exon. Bases 261 to 671 code for a protein of 136 amino acids.